Kuraishia capsulata CBS 1993 is the source of this 1020-nucleotide messenger RNA. RefSeq lists its product as uncharacterized. Gene Ontology annotation, molecular function: iron ion binding; oxidoreductase activity. The record is from RefSeq and is a predicted model, not a curated record. Gene Ontology annotation, biological process: lipid biosynthetic process. Bases 1 to 1020 code for a protein of 339 amino acids. The transcript has a single exon. Lineage: Eukaryota; Fungi; Ascomycota; Pichiomycetes; Pichiales; Pichiaceae.
AUGUUUGAGAUUUUUCCUCGAAAUGUCACCGAGUUGCUCAGGGCCGAGUUCGCUCCAGCCUCCUCCAUACAAACGAAACCGGACUUGAUACACGGAUUACCGGAUGGCUUGUUAUCUCUGGCCGCACCCGUGAUUGCAUACUGGAUCUUCUCCACAUUUUUCCACCUGGUCGAUCUUUACGAGCUUGCGGAGAAGUAUCGGAUUCACCCGAGCGAAGAGGUGUUAUCGAGAAACACGGUUUCGCAGGCCGAAGUAAUCCACGACGUGAUCGUCCAGCAUAUUGUUCAAACCACAGUUGGCUACGUUUUCUUCCUGUUGGAUCCAACCCCUAUGACAGGCUUUGAGCUGCGCGAAAUGUGGGAAUUGCAGCAUCGUUUUCCGUCCGUACCAGCGAAGGUGAUAUAUCUCGUGUAUACUUACGGAUUCUCUUUGAUAAAGAUCGUGUGCGCUUUUGUGGUUAUCGACACGUGGCAAUUCUUCCUUCACAGGCUCAUGCACUUGAAUAAAACUCUUUAUCGGAGGUUUCACUCAAGGCACCACAAGCUGUAUGUGCCCUACGCGUUUGGGGCUCUGUUCAAUGAUCCGGUCGAGGGAUUUUUAUUGGAUACUCUCGGGGCCGGACUGGCCGGAAUUUUGAUGCGUCUGACCCCUCGUGAAACCAUAAUUCUUUUCACUUUCUCCACAAUGAAGACCGUGGAUGAUCAUUGUGGCUAUGCGCUGCCUUAUGACCCAUUCCAGUGGCUCUUUCCCAACAACUCGAUGUACCAUGAUAUCCAUCACCAGCACUUUGGGAUCAAAUCCAACUUUUCGCAGCCUUUCUUCACAUUUUGGGAUAAAUUUUUCAAGACCGACUUCAAGGAGAUCGACAAGUACAGAGACGAGCAGCGGCGCAUCACGUUGGAAAAGUACCAUGAGUACUUGCAGGAUCGCAAGAAUCGGAGAGUAAAAGCCAGUGUCAAGAAGGAGAAAGCAGUAUAUUCAGGUAGCGAGGAUGAGCCUGAGGAUGCAAAAACAAAAUGA